GAGGUGAGCCACGGCCCCAUGAACAACACCAACAUGGUGUACGGGGUGUGUAACGCCGAGUCAGGCUAUCAUAGUCAGGCAUACUCUUCCGAAUUACAACACUACUAUGCGCAGUGUCAGUCUCACGAGGUUGUACAGGGCCAGACCUAUAUCCCGCCCGCCCUCACGCCCACGGACCACCACCGCCCGCAGCACACGAACCUGCAGGACGCCCACGUGCCCUCCUCGUAUACCAACUUGGACGAUUACAGCAGCGUAGGAUACCCCGGGCACGCAGCAGGAGGCAUGAGCGCCGCACAGCACCACGUCACGCAGGGCUACGACUACACGAGCGCGGUGCAGGCGGCGGCCGUGGCGGGGGGCGUCGGCGGACAGACGGGCGUGAUGUCGCCAGCAAGUGCGGGCUACCCGGGCUACUUGGACCCCGCCGCCCAGUACCGACACAUGAGCAUGGGUCUCUACGCCCAUCACGAGGGCGUGCGAGAGGCGUGCGGCGUGGGCGGCAUGAUGGGCGGGUCGCCACACGGCCUGCCGCACCACCAGCCGCAGCAGACGGUCCCCACGUACAAGUGGAUGCAAGUGAAGAGGAACGUCCCAAAGCCAGCGCCCAAGACGGACUACGGUGGCUUCGGCGGCGGGACAGGCCGCACCAACUUCACCACGAAGCAGCUGACGGAGCUCGAGAAGGAAUUCCACUUCAACAAGUACCUGACGCGCGCGCGGCGCAUCGAGAUCGCGUCGGCGCUUCAGCUCAACGAGACGCAGGUCAAGAUCUGGUUCCAGAACCGCCGCAUGAAGCAGAAGAAGCGCAUGAAGGAGGGCCUCAUCCCCCCUGACCCCCCCACCGUGUCCACCCCGAGCGAGAACAGCAACGACUCCGACUCGACGACCAACAACAGCGGCGGCGCGGGCGGCGGCUCGGGCGGCACCGGCAGCACCACCUCCGGCGGCGGCGGCGGCGGCGUCACCACCAAGCCCGAGUCGCCGGGCUCCGUCGGCAGCGGCACCAGCGCUUCCCAGCCCCUGCAAGUGCCCACGAGCGCCAGCAAACCCAAGACGCAGGCGCUGCCCGCCACCACCCAGAGCCCCUCGUAAGGGCGCCCUUGGGCCUCGGGUCCGAAUGAGCUUUAACCCCGAGCCUCGCCGUGGGCGGUGGCAGGGUGAGGGCGGCGCCCGCGGCAGCCCCGCCGUGGGCCUGCCGCCGGGUUUGCCAAACGUUCUCAGGGUUCCUCUUAUCAUAACCGGCAGUCGCGUCGUCGGGCCGCCCGCGGCUCCUUGUACCAGUGUCAGACGCACACCACUGCAGCAGAAGGCGGCACCACCCGCCGCCCGCCUCCUCGACACGCCCACGCGCCCGUCAGGCCCUCGCCCGGGCCGAGCGGGCGGCGCGGCGUCGCCUGAGAGGGUCUGCCGUCGAUCGCGGAACCGAACCUUGUGAUGCAAAAGCGUGCAACUCUCCGACUCGCAACGUCUCUUCUUCGUGUCCUGAGCGGCGCCGGUGACCCGGGCCCCGUGACGGCGCCCGGCGAAGGGGCAGCAGGUGCGGCCCCGGGAGAAGUGGCAGCGAAGGGCGCGCCCCCGGGGAUCCACCUGGGCUACCCUGUCACUGAUCCUGUCGGGCCUGCAGGACCUGCAGGAGUGGCUGCAGGACCUCUCGGCUUCUAGCGACGUCACGGCGGUGGCUGUCAUCAUCACUCUUCUAGCUCAGGGAAUUUGAUCACUUCAUGCUGCAGCCUUUCACGCUGACCUCUGCCGGCAGGACUCCCUCGACACGCCCGGAGGAGCCGUGCCGCAGGAUGUCAACCUCAUUGGCCUCUCUUCAUCGGUCGUCUUCUGGGAUGAAAGUCGUCUUUAUUUUGUCAGUCUUUUUUUUUUAAUUUCAUUUGACUUCCUGGCUUGAGCUUCGAAGCUUAUUUUUGAAUGUUAGAGGAAAGAAACACUGAAGGAAGUGGCAAUGCGGAGGCGACACCCGCUCUUCCCAAGCUUCACGUGCAAUAUUGUUUCUGUGGGAAGGCUGUGGUGUCUUUAAUAUGGUGACACGAGGAUUAGUUGAAAGUGUAAUGUAUGUAGUGAUGGAUGUGUAUAUAUUAUAUAAAUAUAUUUUUCUGGUAAACAUACCAUAUUGUCCGCAUUGUUGGCUGCAAUAGGGAUGUCCCCCUUUUAAAUGCUAUGUAAUAAUUUAAGUAUAUUAUUUUAUUUUUUUUUUCGUCAUUUUCUAAAAAAAAAAAAAAAUCAUUUUCACGGAUAUUAUUGCAUCUGAUGUCGAUCAUUCACUGGAAAUCCAUCAUGCAUUAUUAAACCUUUAUUUCUGAGAUGCCAGUCAUCACAAACUGAGGAAGACCGAAGUUGUUUAUUCUUUUGUCAUCACACUUUUAAAGUUCGAAAAGUAUGAUGACAAAAACAUAAUGUAAAAGGGAGAUAUUAUUAUCGCUAUACUUAUUCACAAUGUUUAUCCUUCAAGCGAAAAGCUAUGAAGGAAGUGACAUAAAAACCCGAAUAACAGUUCACGCAAAAAAAAAAAAAAAAUCAUACAAAAAAAAAUAAUAGAAAAGUUCAGAUCAUCUUUUUUUUUUUUCUUUUCUUUUUUCACAGCAGAAGAUCACAGAAAAAAAAGACACCAGAUGCCUUUAAUAUUUAGCUAAUGAGAUGGAUGAUGAGCAAUUCAUAUCGGGUUUAAAUCAAGCUAUUGUUAUCACAUCUGUGUGUGGACAAGUAACAUACACUUUGUCAGACGUUGAUACAUUCCACAAUCGCUGGUCCAACCACCCCCUCUAUCCCCCUUUAGCCACUACCCCCCCCCUCUUCAAUCAGUUCACUCCCCCUUCCCCAUUCCCCUUUUCCACAUUCAAUUUUCCCUUUCUCUCUCCCCUCAUUUAUCCCCCCUCUCCCUUCUUCUCUUAACUUACCCCUUUGAUUCAAUCUCUUUUACCCUCCUUUUCAUUCAGCCCUCUCCCCCCCUUUACCCCCUACCCCGCUUAUCAUUCACCCCCCUCCCCUUUACCCCCACUUAUUCUUCAUCCCCUCCCCCUUUAAUCAUCAUUCACCCUCUCCCCCUUACCCCCACUAAUCAUUCACCCCCCUCCCCUGGCCACCUCCCCUCCCUCCCCCAAUCCUUCAUUCACACACACCAUAUAAAAUGAAGCACAUCUAAGGUUUUUUGUAGGAUAGGGGGGGUUAGGGUGGAGGAAGGGGGUUAAGGGAGGGGGAAGGGAGGGGGUUAUUCUCGUUCUGUAUGAUUAGAUCUGCAACAAUAUUACGUCAAGAAAUAAGGAGGGGGGGGAGUGUCGAGUAGAUUAACGAAAAUUCAUGCAAGUCUUUCUCAGAGGAGAGAAAAUACCUUUUUUUGUAAGUUAUAACGGACGUUUUAUUUUUGCUAUAUCGUUCCUGUGUGUGUGUCUACUUGUAUAUAUUUUGUAUAAAGUAUUUCCUGGUAAUAUUAUCACUGAAUAUGAAUAUUAAUAUUAAUAUUAACGAUAACCAUAAAACACAGAUGUUUCUAAAAACCCGUUGUGCUUUAAGAAUCACUGAUGCCAGAUAGUUUGUGGUAUAGUUUAUUUUGCAGGAUCAGUGUCUCACUUGCGGCAACGCUUAGUGGUUUCAUAUAUUGUAAUAUAUUUGGUUCAUUUGGCAUCACAUAACGCUCUUUGUAACACUCCCUUGUGUCCUCUGGCCGUCUCGCUCCCUGUGUCUUCGACUUUGUCUCUUGUCUGCGUGCUGUCUUCGGAUUUUCGAGUUUUGUUUUUAGUCUCUGUCUGUUUCUACUUAUUUUUCUUUUCUUUUUUCUCUCCUUUGGUUUCUAUCUACUUUUCUUCUAUUUCUUCGUGUUCUGUUUCUUCUCCUACCUCUGCUUCUGCAUAUUCUUUCUUUUCUUCCUCUUCUUCAUCUUUCAUUUUCUUUCUACUCUUCUCCCCUCCUCAUCUUCAUCAUCCUUCGCCUCUCCUCUCAUUUCCCCGCAUCAUCUCCCUCCGCUCCAUUGCAUCUCCCUGAUUUCCCAUCACAAAAAUAAACACAGAUAACCUGUACAUAAACUCUCUUAAUAUAAGAAGGCGCAGAUAUCUCAAAGUAUACACUAAGAUGGGGUGUUGUUUUGUACAUAGAUCUUGUAAAUUUGUGUUUUUACCAUUGCCAUUAUUAUUAUCAUUUCUUCUCCAGCCAUAUCAGUGUAAAUUAUACUCUGGAACAAUGAGCUUUUCAAUAAAGUACAUAUUGAAUAU
This is a messenger RNA of Penaeus monodon (black tiger shrimp), 4214 nucleotides long. RefSeq names its product homeobox protein Hox-A1-like. Gene Ontology annotation, cellular component: nucleus. The coding region runs from base 19 to 1095 and encodes 358 amino acids. Gene Ontology annotation, molecular function: DNA-binding transcription factor activity, RNA polymerase II-specific; RNA polymerase II cis-regulatory region sequence-specific DNA binding. The record is from RefSeq and is a predicted model, not a curated record. Gene Ontology annotation, biological process: regulation of transcription by RNA polymerase II. The transcript is spliced from 2 exons. Lineage: Eukaryota; Metazoa; Arthropoda; Malacostraca; Decapoda; Penaeidae.